ACAGCGGGAGAAUGUUCUGUUUUGUCUUCUAACAAAAUUUCCAGUGAAGAAAAUAUUUAAAAUGGAUAAACUACCGAAAACCGCAGCUCCAGAACUGCCCUCGUUGGAAGCCAUGUUCACAUCAUUCGCCAAGUAUCGACCAGCACUAAACUCCUUCCAAGGUGACGGCCAACGUAUUCUAUUGUCUCAAAGCGACGCUUGGAUGCAACAAGCGCUUCUGGUUGGGAAAGAUCGCCCGUUCACUCUUACCGAGACGGGUGUGCAAUUCUUUUCGUUCAGCAAAUCAACACUGGAUUUCGAGGAGUUUGAACAAUUUCUGGAAACUUUAUGUGCUAGCAAGAAUAUCGAUGUGGAAAAAGUAAAACAAAGUUUGGUAAGCUGCGGUCCCCCAGGAAUUGUUUCCUGACAGUAUCGAGGACAUACACUGUUUGCUUAUCUAAAUCAUGUGAUAGGUGAUGUGUUCGUUUUGAAUAAAUAAUGUUAGUAAAAUUAAUCGGAUAGCGACUAUGGAAGUUAUUUCAUAGGUUCCAGUAAUUUCAUAAAUUGUUGGAUAGCA
Molecule: messenger RNA, 556 nt
Organism: Wyeomyia smithii (pitcher-plant mosquito)
Lineage: Eukaryota; Metazoa; Arthropoda; Insecta; Diptera; Culicidae
Product: tubulin polymerization-promoting protein homolog
Exons: 2
Coding region: 62-406 (114 amino acids)
Biological process (GO): microtubule polymerization
Molecular function (GO): tubulin binding
Source: RefSeq, a predicted model, not a curated record